GUCCCUCCUCGGCGCCGCCUGAGCGCCCGGCCCGACCCCGCCAUGGGGUGCUGCUAUAGCAGCGAAAACGAGGACUCGGACCAGGACCAGGAGGAGAGGAAGCUGUUGUUGGACCCCAGUAACACCCCUACCAAAGCCCUCAAUGGAGCCGAGCCCAGCUACCAUAGCCUGCCUUCAGCUCGCACAGAUGAGCAGGCCCUGCUUUCCUCCAUCCUUGCCAAGACAGCUAGCAACAUCAUUGAUGUGUCUGCCGCAGACUCCCAGGGCAUGGAGCAGCAUGAGUACAUGGACCGGGCAAGGCAGUACAGUACCCGCUUGGCUGUGCUUAGCAGCAGUCUGACCCAUUGGAAGAAGCUGCCACCGCUGCCAUCUCUCACCAGCCAGCCCCACCAAGUGCUGGCCAGUGAGCCUAUCCCUUUCUCUGACUUGCAGCAGGUCUCCAGGAUAGCUGCUUAUGCCUAUAGUGCACUUUCUCAGAUCCGAGUGGAUGCGAAAGAAGAGCUGGUUGUACAGUUUGGGAUCCCAUGAAGAAAGGGGUCCUGGGACAGCUCUUCCCUCGUCUUCAUCCCGUCUCCACCCCACCUCUUCUGGCCCCCAGCCUCACUGUGGCUUUCUACAGAACCCAACCUGCUACUAAUCACGGAGAAGAAUGUGGAGGACAAGAAUAAGGCUAGAAGCCAGAGCAAGUGAGGACUGAGCAAGGGAAGGGAGAACCGAUUGCCAUCGGCCUUCAUGCUCUGGUUAGGGUGAGGUUGGGGCCAAGAGGACUGGGCCUGGCAGAUCUUCAAGUCAUUGGGAAGAUGGAGAUACCACUGUAGGGGUGAACACCGGGAGACCUAGGAGAUCCCCUCCCCACCCUUUCUCUUGGCCUCCGAUUCACUCCUGUCCCGUUCCCUGACUUGGUGCUCAUAGGCACCUCACUGGGAAUUAUGACCAGGGUCUAGACAAGCUUGAAUCUGAAUUGAGUUUGUAUUUCUAGCACCCUGGAUUUUUACAUGUUUGCUCUUUUUGUUUUUUGUUUGUCACCCCUCGAUAAAGAAAGUAUAUUCA
Molecule: messenger RNA, 1050 nt
Organism: Rattus norvegicus (Norway rat)
Lineage: Eukaryota; Metazoa; Chordata; Mammalia; Rodentia; Muridae
Gene: Lamtor1l1
Product: late endosomal/lysosomal adaptor, MAPK and MTOR activator 1 like 1
Exons: 1
Coding region: 43-528 (161 amino acids)
Biological process (GO): endosomal transport; regulation of receptor recycling; cholesterol homeostasis
Cellular component (GO): lysosomal membrane; membrane raft; Ragulator complex
Source: RefSeq, marked inferred